Messenger RNA from Aspergillus terreus NIH2624, 1071 nucleotides. RefSeq lists its product as uncharacterized. The record is from RefSeq and is a predicted model, not a curated record. The coding region runs from base 1 to 1071 and encodes 356 amino acids. The transcript has 3 exons. Lineage: Eukaryota; Fungi; Ascomycota; Eurotiomycetes; Eurotiales; Aspergillaceae.
AUGGCGGACUACUCGGUCGAGUGGACCCGGGGCUGCCAUUUUCAUUUCCAGCUCAAUCUUCCGAGACAGCGUAAAUAUCGGGUCUCUGUACUGGAAACUGCACGAAAAGAGGGCAUCACUCACCCGGUUUGCCCGUUGACCGAGGCCGAGUUGGACGAGCGUCGCCAUGGCUUGUCCCAUUUCUGGACGGAGCCUGUCGUCCCCGGACAAGGUCUGCGGAUGCCGAGGCCCUUGACUUCGCUUGAAGUCGCGGCGGAGUUGGGCAAUACAGAAAUGAUUGAUAUCCUGCGGAUGGCUGGAGCAGAGGAGUCUGCUUGGCUCAAGACCGCAGCAUCAGUGACAGAACAGGAUGUCGGGCGGCUGUUUGACAUAUACGACGAAGAUAACGUUCCAUUUUCUGCCUUGUCAACGUCCUCUCCGGUCCAUGAAGCCAUGGCCGCUGGCCGCGUGAUGAUGCUGAGGCACCUGCUGGAUACCUGUGGAUAUUCCCCUAACUACUGUCCUCGUGCCGCCCCAACUGUUGCUCUUCCGCCUCUUUCAUACGCCAUCUCCCGGUGUGAUCUCAGCGACCCCGGUGUUCAAAGAUGUCUAGUUGAUUUGCUCUCCCACCCGCAGCUGAAUCCCAACCUCCGCACCCCAAUCUUCAAUGUCCAUGCUCUCCACUUCGCCACAGCGCAUCACGAUCCUGAACUUCUCCGCUGGCUUGCCGGCUUCAUGCCCGGCGGACUGGGCGCGGCCGGGACAACCGCUCUGGGGCAUAGUCUGCUUCACGGCCGCCCAAAGCAUUCACUCAUCCGCACGCUGGAUGUGCGCUGGCGGCCUCAUUAUCGCCCUAGCCGGUCCAAGACGCCGAGCGAACCGAGCGCGCUGAACCCGCAGCCCAUGACCGAGUCCCAGCAACAGGCGCAGAAGGCGACCGUCCAGGUGUUGCUGGACUGGGGUGGGUGUGAAGUCGGGGCGCAGGAUGUGGAUGGCAACAUGGCGCUGCAUUAUCUGGCGGGCACUUUGAACAUCGACGUAGCGACUAUUACGUUGGUACCCAAGAAUGCAUCUAUGGUGUUAGAAACAUAG